Molecule: messenger RNA, 2724 nt
Organism: Gavialis gangeticus (Gharial)
Lineage: Eukaryota; Metazoa; Chordata; Crocodylia; Gavialidae
Gene: RAD17
Product: RAD17 checkpoint clamp loader component
Exons: 16
Coding region: 308-2395 (695 amino acids)
Biological process (GO): DNA repair; DNA damage checkpoint signaling; mitotic DNA replication checkpoint signaling
Cellular component (GO): Rad17 RFC-like complex; nucleus
Molecular function (GO): DNA clamp loader activity; chromatin binding
Source: RefSeq, a predicted model, not a curated record
GCGCCUCCGGCCCGUCCGGUUCCGGUGCCCGGGGGCGGCCGCGCAGGUGCCUGCGCCCCGCCCCCGAGGGGCGAGUGACGGGAGGGGGCGUGGCCAGAGGACCACUGCCCCUGCCCCGCCAGCUCUGCCCUGCUCCUCUGGCCGCUGGGGAAGAUAAGUCGCGCUUGGCCCGCUAUACGGGCCCGUGCGGUGACCUGGCUCCCCGCCCUCCCGGUCUGGUGUUUUUCCCGGAAAAGGAAAGUUUUGUUGCUUUUCUUGCUCCCCGGCUCUAGGUGGCGGGGCUGACUCGCUGCAGGGGACGCAGCGCAUGGGGCGAGGCAGAUUGAUGAUGUCCAAAAACUCCGGAAGGAAACCAGCUGCAGUCCAGGGAACAGAUUGGUUGGCACAUUCAUUUGAUGAUUUCUUUGGGAACACAGAUACCUCCUCAAGUACCCUUCCUGUGAAAUUACCUGGGGAAGUCAAGCAGCCUCAGAAGAGGAACGAUCAUUUCUCUGUGCCAGAAAAUAGCAAAAACAUAGUUCUUGCUAGAAAGAAGGGAAAGGCAUCUUCAGUACAUCAGACUUGUAAUCGAGCCAAACAAAAUCAAAACCAAUCUCAAAAUGAACCAUGGGUGGAUAAAUACAAACCAGAAACUCGGAGUGAUCUUGCUGUGCAUAAGAAGAAGGUUGAAGAAGUUGAAACCUGGUUAAAAUCUCAAAUAUUUGAAAGGCAACCAAAGCAGGGUGGCUCUGUUUUACUGUUAACUGGUCCCCCAGGUUGUGGAAAGACUGCAACUGUACAAAUAUUAGUUCAAGAUCUUGGUAUUCAGGUGCAUGAAUGGAUCAACCCAAUAUCUCUAGAUUUUACAAAAGAAGAUUUCAAGGAAAGUUUUAACCAGGAAUCAAGCUUUCGUAUACUUCCUAGUCAAGCCCAGGCAACACUCUUUCAAGACUUUUUGUUAAGAGCAAAUAAGUAUAGCAGACUUCAGAUGCUUGGGGAAUCCACUGAGACUGAUAAAAAACUUAUUCUCAUUGAAGAUAUACCUAACCAGUUCUACCGUGACUGUAGCAGUCUGCAUGAAAUUCUGAGGAGGUUUGUACGUACAAGUAGAUGUCCCCUUGUGUUUAUAGUCUCAGACAGUUUCAGUGGAGACAGCAACCACAGGUUACUAUUCCCAAAGGAAAUUCUAGAAGAACUAUGUAUAGGUAGUAUAAGUUUCAACCCCGUGGCUCCAACAAUGAUGAUGAAAGUUCUUAAUCGAAUAACUACAGCAGAAGCCAAUAUGAAUGGGGAGAGAAUUUCUGUCCCUGGUAAAACCUCUUUAGAGUUGAUUUGCAAAGGCUGUUCCGGUGAUAUUAGAAGUGCAAUAAAUAGCCUUCAGUUUUCUUCUUUGAAAGACUACUCAUCAGAGACAAACUUAUGGUCAAGGAAUAAAGGGAGUUCUACAUUAAAAUGUGAAAUAGCAUCUAGAGCCAAGAAGAAAAAGAAGUCUGAUAAUGUUUUAGAAAGCCAGGCAGUACAAGCAAUUGGUGGCAAAGAUGCCUCUAUCUUUCUUUUCCAUGCCUUGGGAAAAAUACUUUACUGCAAAAGAGAACCGCUAUCCUGUUCAGAAUCUCCUCAGCUACCCUCUCACUUAUCAGAACAUGAACGUGAUACCUUACUUGUUCAACCUGAGGAUGUAGUAGAAAAAUCGCAUAUGCAUGGAGACCUGUUUAAUUUAUACCUUCACCAAAACUAUGUAGAAUUUUUCAUGGAUAUAGAUGAUGUUGUGAGAGCCAGUGAAUAUUUGAGUACUGCUGACUUCCUCUGCAGUACCUGGAGUUCACGACCUACUCUCCAGCAGUACAGCGCAUCUGUAGCUACAAGAGGUGUGAUUCAUUCAAACAGGGCUCGAGCUUUUGCCCAUUGCCAAGGAGGAAUGGGUUUUCGACCUUUGCAUAAACCACAGUGGUUUCUAAUCAAUAAAAAGUAUCAAGAAAAUUGCCUUGCUGCAAAGUCUCUCUUCUCAAGUUUCUGUUUACCACCGUUGUGUCUUCAGACUGAACUGUUACCUUAUCUUGCUAUGCUGACAAAUCCAAUGAGAAAUCAAGGUCAGAUUGCUUUUAUCCAGGAUGUUGGAAAGCUUCCCUUGAAAAGACACUUCCAAAGGUUAAAGCUUGAAACGCUGACAGAUAAGGAUCCUGGAAUGCCAGACUUUGACAGUAAUUAUGAAGGGGACAUUGCUGGUGCACAGGCAGUGGAGAUGUUUGUACAGAUAGAGAAUAACAAAACAAAUGAGGCUGAACCAGGUGGAUUCCCUCUUACUUCCAGCCAACCUGGCAGAAAUGAUCUACCAGGCAGCCAGCCUCAACCUGUUACAGCUCAAGCAAUCAUGGAGGAAGAUGAAUUAAAGAUAGAGGAAUAUGAUAGUGACUGAAUGCAUCAACAUUUUAACCUGUUGGUUUAAUGUUGCUUACUGGAUUCUUCAUCUUGUGUUUUGUGGCAAAACAUUUAUACUUGAAUAACUGUAACAUUGAUGGCUUUUUUACAAAGAAUGGGACAAAUCUAGACUGUACUUCAGUUGCUGCUACAGCUGUUUACAUGAGUGUGGGCUACAAGAUCAAGGCAAGCAUGUAUUGGGACAACAUUAAGGGGCUAUGGUUAGGCAGUUUUCCUUGACUUCGCAAUACAGGGUCCUCGGUGUGUCUAGAUUAUAACGUUUUUGUUCCCUGCCUACCUGAGCCAUCAAAGAAUUCUAUAUUGUUU